CGAGAACAUACCAGAGUGGCCGCGGCCCUCCAUCCUGACUCUGGGCAAUGCUCAGUGCUCGAGAACUCGCUGAGGCGGCGGUCCAACUGCAGGCUUUCCGUCGAGAGGGCGAGCAGCACUUCCAGACGCAAUCCGACAUAUUGAACAAGUACCACGCACUCCUGGAGGACUACAAACGCCUUCAAAGUGAUCAUGAGGAAGCGCGAGACUCGCGCGAUAAGUACAAGCAGCUGGUCAGAGGCCAAGACCGCGAUCCAUUCGUCCUCGUUCUACUUGAUGGCGAUGGCUACGUGUUCGAAGAGAGCCUCGUUUCAGACGGCGCUAAUGGAGGCUCGCGGGCGGCGAGUCUGCUGAACGAAGCGAUUAAGACGCGCCUACGACAUCUCGACCUGGACCACUGUCGUAUAAUGGUACGCAUCUAUGCCAACCUAGCUGGCUUGUCCAAAGCACUCGCACACGUAAAGCUCUGCGGCGCGGAAAAGCGGUCUCUCUCCCCCUUUGUUGCUAACUUCAAUCGGUCCGGAGACCUCUUUGAUUUUGUGGACGCUGGAGAGCUCAAGGAAAACGCCGACUUCAAGAUUCGGGGGGUUUUCCGCCAGUUCGUUGAGAGUACACAGUGCAAGCACAUAUUCCUAGGAGUUUGCCACGAUGUUGGCUACGUGUCGGAGCUUCAGCCUUAUGUUGGCGACAAAGAUCGCAUCACACUCAUAAAGCAUUACGCCUCCCAUCGCGAGUUCUCCAAGUUGAAUUUACGCGAAGAAGAGCUGCACAGAGUCUUCAGAGAUAAACCUUUAGAAGCAGCACAAUCGCAACCUGAACUCAAAAAUCACAACAAGACGGCGACGGUGGAUACUGGUAUGGGGACGGCAUGCGCCUACUAUCAGAAGGGUACAUGUAAGAAUGGCUCAAGCUGCAGCUUUAGACAUGUCAGGGAGACUGCGUCGCCCAUGAAGCCGCAGAACAGGUUCCAAAUGUCGAAUCUCGCUCAAGGCGACCAUGAGUUCAUGAACGGGAACUCGAAUAGCAUUCGGAAAGCCACUAAUGGCACGAAUGAUCCAGCAGCAUUGCUGCCUCGUGAAGAGGAUCUCCCAUCCGGAACGAUUGCCCUCAACAACCGAGGACAACGUAUAGACCCAUAUGCUGCUCCGUCAUCUCGUGCAGAUAGGGCGGAAUUCGAAGCACGCGUAGCUAAUAAAAAGCUCUGUAACAACUAUCAUAUGGGCGGAUACUGCCCAAGCGGCGCAGACUGCCUAUAUGACCAUACACCAAUCACGCCGCAAAUACUCGAUUGCCUGAAGUUUGUGGCAAGACAUAAACCAUGUCCAAAGCGAGGAGAAUGUCGCUCCGUGGCGUGCUGCCUUGGCCACAUUUGCCAGAAGCCGGACUGUAAGCAUCGAGGUGGCAAGUCGUGGUGUAAAAUCCCAGAGGCAUCUCACAACGUCGAUCUCCGCGUCGCAGAGUUCGUCCCAGGAAGCGGUGGGAUCAGGUCGAGCGGCGACAGCAACACCUCUAGCACUGCUAGCAUUAUUGCAACUGAUGGUGAAAGCGACGACGGAGAACAAGCGCAAGGAGCCGCCAUCUCCAGCGCACUUCUGCGAUACGCGGAGCUCUGAUAACGAAGCUAGUUAUCACCCAGGGGACGACAUCAGUUUACAGUUAGCUGAGCGUUUCCAGUAUCGAGAAACCUCACCCAUCAAUCAUGCAUGCUGGAUGGGUAUUCGUAUCAAGAAUGGGCCCUUGCGCUCCCCGCACGGCCAAGUGUCAAAGCAUGCUAGCCCACGCUUCAAGCAUGGAUAGCCCUGGCGUGCGUGGAUUUUACAGUACACAAUACAGAUGAUCCUUUCCCGGGUAUCCUCGUCAGCAACAGAACCGCUCGCAAUGGAUUUCAGAGUAUGUUCAUACCGUGCAGCUGCAGCUUUGAUCAAUCCAGGACUUGUGCCUCACUACGUACAAUAAGCACCAAAUACUCGGCCAAACUUGAGACAAAUCGAAUCGGAUACAACUGUUGAGCGCAGUAUGAUAUACACACUGAGCACUUCCUUGCUGUCCCUAGCAUUCGCAGGACUACUUCUGCUCGCGGCUAGAUCCUACCUCUCUGUCCUCUGUCUACGU
Messenger RNA from Sphaerulina musiva SO2202, 2112 nucleotides. RefSeq lists its product as uncharacterized. The transcript has 4 exons. Gene Ontology annotation, molecular function: metal ion binding. Bases 48 to 1613 code for a protein of 521 amino acids. The record is from RefSeq and is a predicted model, not a curated record. NCBI's taxonomy places the organism in Eukaryota, Fungi, Ascomycota, Dothideomycetes, Mycosphaerellales, Mycosphaerellaceae.